GGGCCCUCACUGAUCCUUCCCGGGCUUUUAAGGCUAUGGCCUCAGCCGUUCUUUCCCCUCUGUCAGUUUUACUCGCUGUUAACUCAAAGCACCAGACAGCUGCGUGCACACAUCGCAGGCGAGAGGCGACAAAGAUGUCUUGAACUAAAUAUAUGACUGAUGUAGGAUGCACAAGAACUUGGAAUCGAUUAGACCCGCUUCUGGGACUGGGAGAGUCUGAGAGAGGGCAAUUAGGACCCACACACAUUUCACCGUCUCUGUGGGAACAGGCUGGUUUCUGAACGCAAGUUAGAAGGCAACGUAAAGAAAGUUGUUAAAAAGUGGGAUUUACCAAAGACCAAAGCUCAGCCUCUCGACGCCGGAGAAGGAAGGGGGAAUAAUGUCGUACGCCUCGCUGAUCAGGGAGAGAAAGGAGAAGGCUUCGGCCAUUGCCCGGGAAUUCCAUGGAGAAGAGGUCGAGUUUGACCUGGGAAAGAAGGUCAGUGUACCACAGGAUGUGAUGAUGGAGGAACUCUCUCUUCUCACCAACAAAGGAUCCAAGAUGUUCCAGAUGCGGCAGAAGAGAGUGGACAAGUUCACAGUGGAAGGGAUAGGAGGACAAGCGGCAGGGAGUGGCCCCCAAGGUGGCGUAAUUGCUGGAGAGCAUCCCGGCCAAGGCCACGUGGGCGCUGGUCAAUAUGUGGACGGGUUGAAGGAGAACUACAGGACAGAGGUCCACAUGUACCCCAGUAAAGGGUCUGGGCCGGCUGUUCCCCCCAAACCCUUCGCCAAACUCUCCGCCGCCAAGAACAUCAAGGUUGUGUUGAACCCUAACAUCAUUGCUCCAGGUUACUCUGGCCCCCUGAAGGAAAUCCCACCGGAGAAGUUCAAUGUCACGGCCAUUCCCAGAUCCUACCAAUCACCCUGGGCUGAGGCACUGGGAGAGCAGGCGGACAUCCUGGAAACUGUGAUUACUCAGCUGCCAGAGGCCCCUCCAAAGGCCGAGGCCCAGGCGUACAGGUGCUUCAACAGAGCCGCCACGCCGUUUGGUGGUCCAGGCGCCUACAGGAGGCUGUUGGAGGUGAACGGCCCGGAGACCAUGGCGACGCCAGUGGAGCCCGAUGUCGUUGAGACUCCACAGUUCACCAACAGGCCCUGUUUCAACCGCCUGCCCCGAGGAUGGACAGGGCCGCCUCUCCCAGAGUCCGCGGAACUCUGAGACCGCCCCCAAUCGGCUAUCUAACAAUCGGAAGCCGCAAGAACAUCCGACAGGUGAAGGGAAGGUUUUACAGAGGGCGGUGUGUGCCCCAAAUACAUCUGAUAACCCCUGCUUCCCCAUGACUGACAUACAGUACUGAAUGCAAUUGUACUGAACACAACUGGUUUCUGCAGUGCAAACCAGCCAAGAUGUUAACCACAGCACAAACACCAACACUGUUAACCUAAUAUAUACUAAAUAAAUG
Molecule: messenger RNA, 1442 nt
Organism: Mobula hypostoma (lesser devil ray)
Lineage: Eukaryota; Metazoa; Chordata; Chondrichthyes; Myliobatiformes; Myliobatidae
Product: myozenin-2
Exons: 6
Coding region: 380-1198 (272 amino acids)
Cellular component (GO): actin cytoskeleton; Z disc
Molecular function (GO): FATZ binding; telethonin binding; actin binding
Source: RefSeq, a predicted model, not a curated record